Hemiscyllium ocellatum (epaulette shark) is the source of this 1515-nucleotide messenger RNA. It is a transcript of the gene socs3b, whose product is annotated as suppressor of cytokine signaling 3b. The coding region runs from base 725 to 1342 and encodes 205 amino acids. NCBI's taxonomy places the organism in Eukaryota, Metazoa, Chordata, Chondrichthyes, Orectolobiformes, Hemiscylliidae. Gene Ontology annotation, cellular component: phosphatidylinositol 3-kinase complex. Gene Ontology annotation, biological process: intracellular signal transduction; phosphatidylinositol phosphate biosynthetic process. The transcript has 2 exons. Gene Ontology annotation, molecular function: 1-phosphatidylinositol-3-kinase regulator activity. The record is from RefSeq and is a predicted model, not a curated record.
CAAUAUACCACGUUUGUAAAUCAUUGCUAGCAGCAAGUGACAGGCAGGAGGGGGGUGAGCCCAGGUUAGAGAGGGGAAUCUAAGAGUUACUCUCACCUUCUAAGAAUGAAAACACUGAUUCAGACUCCCCCAGAACUAGUUCAAAAUCAAUACCCGUAAAGGAGCGUAUUCUUUAGACACUUCCCUUUUCUGGCAAAUCGCCCAUUUUUUUCUUUUUGAAUCACGUUGUUACCAGAACUAAUGCAUUUCCAGGAACGCGAGGGGCGGAGCUUGAACACAAUAUAAAGGCAGGCUCCCAGAGCAAGUCUGUUAGAAGGUAUCAGAGAGAUCGUGAUAAGCACCGUUCUAGAGAAGUCUGGCAACCGUCUGAUCGACCCACACACACAAACUUUAUCGACUUCUUGAAAUACAUUUAAAAGGGCAUUGAUCUGAAAGGAGCCAAGCAGACGGAGUGCCUCUGGACGUAAGCAUUUGUGUGGUUCACACACACACACACUGGCUCAGAGACUGUAAAAGAAAAUUACCUUGGGUCCUCUCCACUGCCGACCUGAAACAGCUUCAAUCCUCAGUUUUUUUUUAUUAAAGAAGGAUUUUACUGCGUUGAUUUAAACAGGAAUAAAAGAAGUUACAGUUGAAGAGGCGGGAAACCUAUCAACAAGCCACUUAUGCUUUAGCAGAAGUUUACAAAUUCUUCCUGAACUUCCAAUAUUUGGACGUAUCUGCAAUGGUAACAUACAGUAAGUUUGACGGGAUGAGCCGUCCUGUCGAUGUCCCCGCUCAAAGACUCUCUUACCGACUGAAGACGUUUUCAUCCAAAAACGAGUACAACUUAAUUGUGAACACUGUGCGGAAACUGAAAGAGAGUGGUUUUUACUGGAGUACAAUGAAUGGGGGGGAGGCGAACAUCCUCCUUAGUCCCGAGCCAGUUGGAACUUUUCUCAUAAGGGACAGCUCAGACAAUAGGCAUUUCUUUACCCUUAGUGUUAAAACGGAAUCGGGUACCAAGAAUCUGAGGAUACAGUGUGAGAACUGUUCAUUUUUCCUGCAAACGGACCCUAAAAGCACCCAAACCGUUCCUAAGUUUGACUGUGUGUUAAAAUUGAUCCACCAUUAUAUGCCUUCAAAGUCUACAGACUCAGGGAAUGUGAAGAGAGUUUAUUUCAUUUACUCUGGGGGUGACAAAAUUCCUUUGGUGCUCUCCAGACCUCUCUCAUCUAGUGUUUCAACACUGCAGCACCUGUGCAGGAAAACUGUAAACGGACAUGUGGAGGUAUCUGGUAAAGUUCAAGAUUUGCCUGUGCCUGUCAGACAGUUCCUCAAGGAUUAUGACGCUCCAGUAUAAUCCUGAAAUUGCCAUAUGAACUUUCGAAGAACCACAUAGCCUCUUGGCUGGAUAACUAAGCUUGAAGAAACAGAAACAUUUGCACUCAUUUUUUAUUUAUAAAAAAGUUUCAAUAAUUUAUAAUAAAAUGCACUAUUUUUAAUGACAACAAAAUUGCAUGCUUCGUUUCUGAA